CAUCAGAGCGAGAAGGAGAAAGAAGAGAGACCCCCUGAUCUUCCCCUGCUUAGUGAGCAGCUGAGCCUAGAUGAACUCUGGGACAUGCUGGGCGAGUGUUUGAAGGAGCUCGAAGAAUCCCAUGAUCAACAUGCAGUGCUAGUGCUGCAGCCUGCUGUCGAAGCCUUCUUUCUGGUUCAUGCCACUGAACGGGAGAGUAAGCCACCUGUUCGGGACACGCGGGAAAGCCAGCUGGCUCACAUCAAGGAUGAGCCACCGCCACUCUCCCCUGCUCCUUUGACCCCUGCCACCCCCUCUUCCCUGGACCCCUUCUUCUCCCGAGAGCCCUCAUCUAUGCACAUUUCCUCCAGCCUGCCCCCAGACACACAGAAAUUUCUUCGGUUUGCAGAGACUCACCGCACUGUGCUAAAUCAGAUCCUACGCCAGUCCACCACCCAUCUCGCAGACGGGCCCUUUGCUGUCCUAGUGGACUACAUCCGCGUGCUCGACUUCGAUGUUAAGCGCAAGUAUUUCCGCCAAGAGCUAGAGCGUCUAGAUGAGGGACUCCGGAAAGAAGACAUGGCUGUGCACGUCCGCCGUGACCAUGUGUUUGAAGACUCCUACCGCGAGCUGCAUCGAAAAUCCCCAGAGGAAAUGAAGAAUCGAUUGUACAUAGUGUUUGAAGGAGAAGAAGGCCAGGAUGCUGGGGGCCUCCUCCGAGAGUGGUACAUGAUCAUUUCCCGAGAGAUGUUUAAUCCCAUGUACGCCUUGUUCCGGACCUCACCCGGCGACCGGGUCACCUACACCAUCAAUCCCUCCUCCCACUGCAAUCCCAACCAUCUCAGCUACUUCAAGUUUGUCGGGCGCAUUGUGGCCAAGGCUGUAUAUGACAACCGGCUUCUAGAGUGCUACUUCACCCGAUCUUUCUACAAGCACAUCCUGGGCAAGUCAGUCCGGUACACAGAUAUGGAAAGCGAGGACUACCACUUUUACCAGGGCCUGGUUUACUUGCUGGAAAAUGAUGUUUCCACUCUUGGCUAUGACCUCACUUUCAGCACUGAGGUAACUGGGUGGAAAGAUGCACUGCAAUUGUUUUUGAGCCCGUGAGAUCCCAUGUCUGGGACAUUUCCCCUCCUCCUCACCCAUGGGAGGGCCUCCAUCCCCCACAGCCUGUGGUUGUGACAUUGGUAAACCGAGCUUCCCUGUGAGACCCCCUAAGAGUUUGGGUGGGUAGGGAGUGACCAGGCAUCUAUGUAGCACCUAUUAUGUGCCAGGCUCUGUGCUAAGCUUUUGCAGAUAUGAUCUCAUUU
Messenger RNA from Vombatus ursinus (common wombat), 1289 nucleotides. Its product is annotated as E3 ubiquitin-protein ligase HUWE1-like. Gene Ontology annotation, cellular component: Golgi membrane; nucleus. Gene Ontology annotation, biological process: protein polyubiquitination; positive regulation of protein catabolic process; membrane fusion. Gene Ontology annotation, molecular function: ubiquitin-protein transferase activity. The record is from RefSeq and is a predicted model, not a curated record. Lineage: Eukaryota; Metazoa; Chordata; Mammalia; Diprotodontia; Vombatidae.